AGCUCGCCCCCAUCGCCAGCAUCUGACCGGCCGGGCCUAUGUGUUUACGCAACGCGCCCGCGCCCUGCGUUUUGGCAGCACACAGGGCGGAGCGUGACACGGGUGCGCGUCAUCGCUGUCUCACGUGAGGGGGCAGGUGCGCACCCGUGACCGCGGCCAUUGUUCAACUUUUGCUCCCGCGUCAGAUCGUGUCUCGCAGGUGUCGCUUGACCUGCGCCAUCGAAUUAUCAUGCCGCUAAGCUGGGAACUUGGGUACGGAGCUGGGCCCGACGCCCUGUGUGCGCCCAGGUGGAUAUAUACCGCGCCGCCCCGACUCUGAAGCCGACGCGUCGCUCACCAUGCCUUCCGACUCGCCCUCCCUCAAGAAAGCCGACUCGUACGACAUCGAGCACCAUGAGCACGCCCCGGACCUGAACAAGAACCUCAAUGCGCGGAUCCGGAACCCAUUGAAGGGCAUCCCCCGCGAGAAGCUCUUCAGUCAAGUCGCGGACUUUUGUCAAGAGCACGGCUUCCAGGACCGCGUGCGCACCUUUGAGAAGGCCGCGCUGGUUGCGCAGGACCCUCGCUCCUUCGAGAGCAUCGCGGACCUCGACGAGUCGGACAAGUACCAUCUCCGGCGCGAGACGACGCACAAAUGGCACCUGCCGAGGGCUCUAUACUUCACGAUCUUUGUCACGUCUCUCGGGUCCGCCAUUCAAGGAUGGGACAACACAGGCGCGAACGGAGCGAACCUCUCCUUCCCCGUCGAGUUUGGCAUCGACCACAACCAAUGGCUCACUGGCUUUGUCAACUCUGCCCCAACCGUCUCCGGCCUCUUCUUCACCUGGCUCAGCGACCCCGCCAACAGUCUCAUCGGCCGCCGCGGUUGCGUCUUCCUUACCGGUCUCUUCUGCAUUUUCCCCGUCCUCGGCCAGGCCUUCACGCGCAACUGGUGGGAGCUCGCCAUCUGCCGCCUCCUCCUCGGUGCCGGUAUUGGCAUCAAGAUCGCCACCAUCCCCAUCUACACCGCGGAGACCGCGCCCGCGAAUAUCCGCGGCGGCCUCGUCAUGAGCUUCCAGAUGUGGGUGGCAUUCGGAAUAUUCAUUGGGUUCUGCAACAACCUGAUCUGGAUGAAUAUUGGGAAGAACGCCUGGCGCUUCAUGCUCGCCGCCGCUUUCGCGCCCGCCAUCCCCGUCGUGAUCUUUGUGUGGUUCUGCCCUGAAUCCCCGCGCUGGCUCCUGAAGAAAGGCCGCAUGCAAGCCGCCUUCAGCUCCUUCUGCCGCCUGCGUAACUCGGAGCUGCAGGCUGCGCGCGAUUUGUACUACGCCCACUGCCAGCUCGAGGAGGAGAAGGCCGCGUUCGCGGGCACGACGUACGCGAAGCGCUUCCGGGAACUCUUCACUGUCGGCCGGCUGAGGCGGGGCACGCUGGGAGGCUUCAUCGUCAUGAUCGCGCAGCAGUUCUCCGGCAUCAACAUCAUGGCGUUUUACUCGUCGACCAUCUUCUCGGACGCUGGCUACGACGCCAAGUCCUCGCUGUUGUUCUCGAUGGGCUAUGGGUUGAUCAUGUUCUUGAUGGCCUUCCCCGCCCUCUACACCAUCGACACCUUCGGCCGGCGCAAUCUCCUUCUCUUCACCUUCCCGAACAUGGCGUGGUGUCUGUUCGCCGCCGCGGGCUGCUUCCAGAUGAACGAGGGCAACUCGGCGCGCCUGCCGCUCAUCGCGUUCUUCAUCUAUUUGUUCACCGCGUUUUAUUCUCCGGGUAUCGGCCCCGUCCCCAAUGUCUACGCCGCGGAGUGCUUCCCGCUGUCGCACCGCGAGAUCGGCAUGGGCUGGUCGAUCUUCAUCAACAACACGUUCUCGACGAUCCUCAGCCUGACGUUCCCCUCGCUGCUCAAGGGCGCGGGCUCGACGGGCGCGUUCUGCCUCUACGGCGGGCUCAACAUCCUCGCCGCGGUCAUGAUCUUCCUCGCGCUCCCGGAGACGAAGCAGCGGACGCUGGAGGAGCUCGACUACAUCUUCGCGGUGCCGACGCGCAGGCAUGCGGCGUAUCAGGUGAGGACGUGGGCGCCGUGGUUCGUAAGGCGGUAUGUGCUGUGGAGGAAGGAUGCAGUGCUGGAGCCGCUGUACCAUUUGGAGGGCGUGGCGGGGGAGGACUCGGAGGAAAUGAUGCCGGAGGCGUGGCAUUAGGUGGUGGUUGGCUUGAAGUCCGCUGUCGCUUCGGUGGAUGCACAGCGGCCUUCGAGUGCAGGAAAGGGACUGACUGUACUAUUAUCGCUUCACUUCGACUUCUUGACCCGACCGUUCAUUCAUUCGCACUGUACACAUACUUCUCUAUAGUG
Molecule: messenger RNA, 2320 nt
Organism: Schizophyllum commune H4-8
Lineage: Eukaryota; Fungi; Basidiomycota; Agaricomycetes; Agaricales; Schizophyllaceae
Exons: 13
Coding region: 339-2168 (609 amino acids)
Biological process (GO): transmembrane transport
Cellular component (GO): membrane
Molecular function (GO): myo-inositol:proton symporter activity
Source: RefSeq, a predicted model, not a curated record